Messenger RNA from Odontomachus brunneus, 4578 nucleotides. It is a transcript of the gene aln, whose product is annotated as divergent protein kinase domain 1C. Bases 89 to 1315 code for a protein of 408 amino acids. The transcript has 4 exons. The record is from RefSeq and is a predicted model, not a curated record. NCBI's taxonomy places the organism in Eukaryota, Metazoa, Arthropoda, Insecta, Hymenoptera, Formicidae.
GCGCGAAAAACGGAUCGAAAACGGCAAGAAGCAAACGGAUCUCAUUACCUGGAUUCCUGUGAGGAACCUGACAAUCAGCAACACGAUCAUGAACGUCCGCCGGCUGCCCGGUUUCGUGUACAACUACAAGCUCGCGACUAUCCUCCUGCUGUCCAGCCUGUUCCUCGUCGUCUACCUGCUUCUACAUUGGGGUAUAAUGUGCACGAACCUCGAGGCCUGGCGACACGUAUCCAACGUGUGCAGCUCACAUCGAGAUGGCACCGCCAUGGGAAUUCUCUGUGAGCCACUGUGCACCGAAAAGGGGAUUCACUCGCUCGCAUGCGAGACACUUCACGCGGGCAAGGAGGCAGUAUUCUCGGCGCACUGGGAAACUACUCGACUUGUCUUCAAGGCUUCGAGGACUAAAACACCCUCGGAGCAAUUUGAGUCGCUCUACUGGGUGGACGCGACCGGUUUACGGCACUUCCCGUCCGAAGAGGACUUCGCCAAUAUGAUCAAAGACUUGAUGGUUAGCAAACUGAACAUGACGCUGUCGCAACAUCAGUUGGAGCGACUCGCCCGGCUGCGUACUCACCGGGUGGAGACCGAUCUCGUGCGACGUCGCCUGGAAAUGGAGAAUCUCUGGCCGUUGCUGCAAGAGAACGAGUACCUGAUGAUGAUCCUAUACGAGGACAGAGACGUGUUCCCGCAACUGAUCGGUACCUGCGGCACUUUCUACGCCGUGGAAUAUGUCAGGCCCAUCGAGACCCCAACGACGGUGCUGGCGUUGUCCGACUCAAAGCCUGAGUGGGCCAAGCGGCUUAAGCUCGCCGUGAUGAUCCUCGACCUGCUCGAGGAACUGGAGACCAAUAUGCCCGAGCCAUUCCAUCUCUGCGAUGUAAAGAUCAAUCACUUUGGUCUACCGUUGGGUGGACAGAAGCUUAAAUUCCUAGAUCUGGAUGCAGUUUUCCCCAAAACCGUGAUCGGCCGUAUCAUCACCGACGGCAAGAACUGUGAGAAGCACGAAGACUGUGAUUACUUCGACUGCCGGUCGGUGUGCUCGAAGAGCAAGCGCUGCGAGACGUCGGUCCUUAACAAUAAUCUGCAGAUCGUCUGCGAAAAGAUCUUCCUCGGCUGGACGCUCUCGGGAACGCUAAUUAUUCCUGGGUUGCUAAUGUCGGAACAUACCACCAGCAGUAUGGCCGUACUGUUAAGACAAUGCGCUAAUCCACAUAGCGACACGAAUUUACCGCGCGCAGCAGCAUCCGAGGAGGUAAAGAAGCGGCUGUACAAUAUGCUGAGUGAAAUGGAACAAGAGUACGCAGCGUUGGUAUAAAAAAAAAGAAGAAGAAAGCGACUUUAAUGAAGAAAACGAUACAUUCGAAAUCACGAGAAUUUAGGUAUUUAAUGAAAAAUGACGAGAACGUCGCGAAUUCGCGAUUAAGAAUGUAAAAUUGUCUCGUCAGUUCAUCGAAAUACCUGUUAUAUAGCCUUAUAUAGCUUUUCUUUUUUCUUUUUCUUUCUAUUUUUAAGAAUGUAGUUGAAAAUCGAUACGCGUAUUACACGCGAUCAAGGACUUUUACAUCACACAUAAGGGUAGUGUAGUGUGUUAGGAAUUACAAGAAUGUACUUUAUAAAUUCGCGAACUUCUAUAGAGUAUCAAGUUAUUGAGUGCGAUCCCACACAAAGAGUCAGAGACAUUUUUUAGACAUGCGUGUUGUAUGGAACGUCGCUAUUUGAAUAACGUGUGAAUUUCUGCAAAGGUCUCGUUACCCGUUUGUGAAUGAUGGUUUCAUUUAUCCAAUUAGGAAUGAUAUUACUAAAUAUUUUGUCUAAUCGAGCGCAACUCAUACACUUGACAAUGUAUUAACCCUUGAGUUCCGAGAUCGCGAUUUUCAUAAAACAAGCAAAAAGUGUCACGAGUGCGAUAGUACUUUUGAGAACUCGACAUAAAAGAGAAAAUUUUAUAUCAGUAGACUUUAAAGUGCUAAUCAUGCUAAAGUUAUGAUGACUAUUAUAUAUUUAUUAUUAAAAGAAAUAAUAAUGCAACUCUUAUAUAAUAUUUUUUACAAUAUUACAUUACAUGUUUUACAUCUUCCUUUUAGAGAAUCCUUUAUUUUUACAAAAAUUCCUGUGAUUUUUUGUGAAAUUUUAGCAAAACUAUUAAAAAACAAAGCGACACUCAAAACAAAUACAACAUUGUAUACGACCACGCAUAAUAAUCAGAAAAUUCAAGCCAGAGAUUCACAUUUGAAUUCAGUAUGGCACUCAAUGUGUUGAUAGAGACAACAAAGUUAGUGAUACGCAUAAGGAUUAAAGUAAGUUUAUUUUUAGUAGUCAAGGGAAAUUGAUCUAUAUUAGUUGUAAACGUACCGGCACGGAUGCCUGAUUAGAGAAAUAUAGAUGGAGAAGCAACGGAUAGAUAAUCCUUCAAUAAAAAUUGGAUGUCAUCAACCCAUAAGAAGUCAAUCCGACUUGGUGGGCCACGUUCCACUGAGGAACUUAUGAAUGCGCUUAAUUAGAAAAUAAAGAACGUCCAGUUCCUAAUAUCCUUAUGUAUAGAUAAACAUAUGUAGGCACGAUACGUCUAAUAUGUAAUAAAUUAUAUUAUACAUAUUGUAUAUCUAUAAUAUUAACGAUUAUAUAUACGUCAUACACUCGCGAGUGCCUGUUAUACUACUUUAUACCAUGUUCUUUCUUCCUCUUAUUUUAAACGCGACGGAGGUCUGCUCGGAAGUGCCAUUGUAAACUUGAAGUAAAAAUCUAAGAUAAAAAUCUAAAUAAAAAUAUUGAAAUAAAAAUGUAAAACACUCUUUUUAUAAUUUUUUCCAAAAUAUUUAUAUUUAUUUAGAUAUAUCAUUUAGAGAAGAAGAGAGAGAGAGAAAGAGGGAGAUAAUAUUUUCGUACGAUGUAUCCAAACUAUGUUAUUGUACAACAAUUUUAUAAAAUCUAAAGCAACAAAUGAUGAGGCAAAUAAGAGCCAAUUAUUUAGGCGGAAUUAACAAUAUGAUGAAUAUCAAUGUGACAUAUAAUUUCGUGUUACAAAAAAAUUCAAACGUUUCAGUCCUCUUUUUGGACUCUCUUCCAUUCCAUUCCAUUUUAACCAACUAACAAAAAAUACCAAUGACUACUCGGUCGUGUCUCUGCAUAAGUUGAGUGGACAUGAAUUUGAUUGGAACAAUGUUUUAAUUUUAGACAGAGAAGAUUCUCACAUCAAACGAAUUACGUCAGAAAUGUUUUAUAUAAUCAGACAAGAGAAUGGCUUGAAUUUGCAAGAAUAUGUUUUAGGUCUCCAUGAAGAUUACAUAUCAAUUAUCGAGAGACUUCCGCGUGUUUAAUUUGUUGAUGUAUCUGAUGUUAGCUGACUUUCUUGUUUUGGUGUCGCUUAACCUUUAUUGUAGUCUUGCUGUGAUUCUAAACAUAUUUAUUCUUUUCUCUAUUCUGCCGAAUUUCAUGUUUGUAAGAACAUAAGUGUGAUGACCAUAAUGGUUGAGUUUGGCGUUUUGACUGUCGGGUAAGUUAAAAAAGUGUUAUUUCUGAUUUAGCAAAUAUUCAAAAUUUUCGUUUAUUUAAAGGCCACAGUCAACCCGUCAAUGUCUUUAUCAUAUUGGUAUAAUAUGAUUGCCGAUGCGAGUCUCAACCGAUUUUUUUAUAUUGGCGACGUUAUUUUAUUUUGCGAUAUUUGUAAUUAAUGUUGUCACUGAAGAGGGUCCAAAAAGAGGACCGAAACGUUUGAAUAUUUUUGUAACACGAAAUUGAAUGUUACAUUGAUAUUCAUUAUAUUGUUAAUUCCGCCUAAAUAAUUAGCUCUUAUUUGCCUCAUUUGUUCUAUUAGAUUUUAUAUCUUUAGAGCCUUUACCUACAUUAAUAAUUUUAUAAAUUAGAAAAAAUACGCGUGUGUAUUAUCAUAUUGUCAAACAUUAUUAUCCUCCGAUAGUUUAAAUUAUUCGCAUUAACAUGCAAAUUGGUUUUUAGAAACGACGAAUAGAUAAUUUUUUAAAAAAUAAAAAUGACGUAUCGUCAAACCAUAAGAAGUCAAUUUGACUUGAUGAGUCACACUUUAUCCAUUUACAAAUGCGCUUAAUUAAAAAAUACCCAGACUCUCUCUCUCUCCCUCUCUCUUACAAAAUACUGACUUUUACGAUUGUCUAAUGAUAUUUGCCAACGCAUAUGGUUUAUUCGUGAGUCGCAUACGAAACUUUGUUCUGUCGAUGGGUUAGAUGAUCCGAGUCAUCUGGUUUUUCGUUGGGCCAUGUCAGUUUAGAGUUUCAUGUGACUUCUAGUGCGGCGACCCAUUGUUCUUGUUAGUUCUUCCGCGCAAAGCCCUAAUCUUAAUAGUUCCUGGACCCUGACGGAUACAUACAACGUGAACGUUACAGAUGUGGUGGAUGCAUAAACAAUUUCGCUUUUUACGAUUCGAUAUAUGAUAGGAUCUAUAAACUCUCUCCCCCCCCCCCCCUCUCUCUCUCUCUCUUAAUGUUUAGAUAAAGAACGUCCAGUUUCUAAUAUCCUUAUUCUGCUUAAUUUUUUUUACUGAUAUAUUUUUGUUUAAAAUAAUAUUUAGAAAUACUAAAAAAAUACUGGGAAGCUUACAAGUUU